Molecule: messenger RNA, 961 nt
Organism: Eruca vesicaria subsp. sativa (arugula)
Lineage: Eukaryota; Viridiplantae; Streptophyta; Magnoliopsida; Brassicales; Brassicaceae
Source: the annotation of a GenBank genome assembly
ACCCAUUUUACUCAAAUGUAAAAAAAAUUUCGGAUGUGUUUAUAAAUACCUUUGACCAAAGAAAAAAUACAACAGCCAAGAGAAGUAGAAUCGGUAACAGAGAAAAGAGUUUGAGCGUCUUGUCAAUGACACCGCAUGACAAAAGCGACAAGACAGCAGCACCCAUGUCAGCAUCUGAAGCCCCCAAGACAAACGCUGCCAUGGAAACGCAAUCUGCUAACGGCGGUAAAAAACGGAAGAAACGCAACCGCAAAAUAUGUAUCUGCGUGAUCACUCUCCUCCUCCUCCUCCUCAUCUUCACAACGUUCCUCGUCCUAGGCCUCACUCUCUUCAAACCCAAACGCCCAAUCACAACCGUCGAUUCCAUCUCCAUCGAACGACUCCAAGCUUCACUCGACGCUUUGAACUUUAAAGUCAUCCUAAACCUAACGCUCCACGUCGACCUCACGUUAAAAAACCCUAACCGAGUCGGGUUCAGCUUCGGUCCAUCGUCGGCUUUACUUAACUACGGUGGGAAAUUGAUCGGAGAAGCGCCGUUCUCGGCUAGUCAAAUCGGGCCGGAGAAAACGUUGCCUAUGAACGUAACGCUGACUUUGAUGGCUGAUCGGUUACUUACCGAGACGAAGCUUGUUGGUGACGUUAUGUCUGGGUCUAUCCCGGUUAACAGUUUCGUUAAAGUGGUCGGGAAAGUAAAUGUUUUGAAGAUCUUCAAGAUUAAAGUAGAGUCGUCUUCUUCGUGUGAUAUCGUCAUAUCUGUUUCGAAUCGUAACGUUACGAGUCAACACUGUAAGUCUUCAACUAAGCUGUGAGAUUGUGUUCGUCUUUCACUAGAAGGAACAUGAAACAUGAAGCUUUUAGUUUACUGAUGUACUACACUUUUGUCUUCUUGUUUUUGAAAUCUUUCGGCUUGUUUUAUGUAUUAUUGGUUGAUUUCGAACAAAUAAAAUCAAAUUUAUUCAGC